GAAAAUGACAAUAUUUGGUCAAAGAAUACGUUACAUAACUAUGCCAAAGGUAGAUAAUCUUCCUGAAGUAAUUACUAAAUGGGAGGCUAAAACUAGCAAUAAUGAUGGAAUACUUACGUCUAGACCGCGAAAAGUUUUAAAAGAAAACCAAUGCACACAGAAUGAUGAAAGUGAAGUAUGCCAUUCAAGUGUCAAUCAGACAGCUAAAAAACUUUCAUCUGUUGUUCAAAGCAUUUAUAGUCAAUCGGAAAAUGUUGCUGAGGAUAGUGAGAAUAAUGCAUAUCUAGAUGAAGAAGAUUUAAGAAAUUUUGCAUCUAUCGGUGCAGAACCAAGUGGUGAUAAGAAAAUCGAUUUAAUCAUGGCUCAGACAUUGAAAGUAAUUUAUGGCGAUCUAUAAAUCAUAAUACUACUACUAAUAGUAAUAAUAAUCAGUGACACUAUCAAGGAAGCGUGAAUGUUGCAAAAGAUACAAGAAUAUUUUUGAUAUACAUUACUACUUCAUUUACUAUCAUUUUUAAACGAUUCACCAGGUAGAUGAUCUUACUGUCUACUUGUGUGCAGAACUUCCUUUUUAUAUUUUGUGUAGCAUAAUUUCACAUUUUUGAAGAGUUGCAAAGUCAUCGACGCAUUUUUCUAUCAUUUUAUCCUCACUUUCUUUAAAAUUAUUAUAUUGCAUUUAUCGAUAAUCCAGAGAAAUAUAUAUAUUUUACUCUUAAAUGUUCUUUUCUCUUAUUUGAUGACUGGAAAACCCCCUUAUCUACUUGUUUCAAUAAUAAUUCGCUUCGUGAAACUAUUGAAUCAAAAUGUAAUUCAUCCUGCGUAACGAAGAGUUAGAUAAAAACGAAGUGAAUGAUGC
Messenger RNA from Trichobilharzia szidati, 856 nucleotides. The record is from the annotation of a GenBank genome assembly. Lineage: Eukaryota; Metazoa; Platyhelminthes; Trematoda; Strigeidida; Schistosomatidae.